AUGAUAAGAGCAAGAAAAGUCGAUCAUGGAGUUUCACAAAUCACAGUGAAAACAUCCAAUAAAAAACUGAAAGAUGCUAGGCUUACUCUUCACGUUUUCAUUCUUGUGAUAUUCUGUUUCAUUGCAUUUUUCUUCUACAUUGGUGAAUACAUUCUGGCAUAUGAUGAGGACAAUACCCGAGUCCGUGCGUUCCGUCUCUACUACCCUACUGUAUCGGGGAAUUUAUCUUUUAUCAAUCCAAUAAUGUUACUGACUCUGAAUAAAGAUGUUCAGAAUGCGUUUUGCUGUAAAUUGAAGAGACCACCAACAACACUAUCACUGAUCGCAAGAAACGGGGCGAAAUCUACGACGGGGUGA
Molecule: messenger RNA, 357 nt
Organism: Caenorhabditis remanei
Lineage: Eukaryota; Metazoa; Nematoda; Chromadorea; Rhabditida; Rhabditidae
Exons: 4
Coding region: 1-357 (118 amino acids)
Biological process (GO): neuropeptide signaling pathway
Molecular function (GO): neuropeptide receptor activity
Source: RefSeq, a predicted model, not a curated record